Molecule: messenger RNA, 540 nt
Organism: Schizophyllum commune H4-8
Lineage: Eukaryota; Fungi; Basidiomycota; Agaricomycetes; Agaricales; Schizophyllaceae
Exons: 4
Coding region: 25-444 (139 amino acids)
Source: RefSeq, a predicted model, not a curated record
GGAAUACACUUGGUUUCUGCGGUCAUGUCUGAGGCGCCUGCGCACGAUCCGCUGAACCCUGCGACGUUCGUCGCUCCUGAGUUGCCGACAUCGACGACCAUCAUCAUCGAGUUCUGUGACCGGUGUCGAUGGCUCCAUCGCGCAACAUGGACACAGACUGAACUCUUCCUCACCUUCCCUCCUCCAAACGUUACCUCCAUCACCCUCAUCCCUCGCAACACGGAAGAGACAGCAGGACGGUUCCGCGUAUGGCUGAUCACAGCAUCUGAGCCGCCAAAGCUCAUGUGGGACCGCAAGACCGAGGGAGGCUUCCCUGAGCUCAAGGUCCUGAAACAACGCAUUCGAGACGUCAUACAGCCUGGCAAGUCGCUCGGCCACAGCGACAAUAAGCAGGACUGCAAGACGGGGGAGGACUGCAAGCCAGAGGCCGCUGCGCAGACGUGAAGUUUGCAGGUAUCUUCUGGUUGAGCGUUCUACAAGGUCAGAUAGUGACUAGAAAUUACAGCGUGUAAGAUAGGUCAAGUUCCAAGACAGUCAGUC